AUGCAAGCCAUUGUGGCAGCCUUGGAGCUCAGGUCCGUCGACCUGCAGAACGCCAGGAACAACCAGGAGCCUCACACACAGGAGAUGGGCCUGCAGUGGCUCAUCAUGCGCCACGGUGAGUCCUUCACAAUCCAGCUGCAUUUCAACCGACGCUUCCACUCUGGGACCGACUACAUCAUCUUUGUGGCUGAGACAGAUGACCCCGCCCCUCCCCAAGACAAAGUUCACCUCAAGGGCCCCUGCCUCUCCUUUCUGAACUUCCACAUUUAUUUUGCACCUCACUUUGGGGUCAUUCUCUCUUACACAGGACCACAGCCCACCGAGCUGCUGGGAACCCGAGCCACCUUCUUGCUCACCCAGGCCCGACAAGGCAAUGUCUGGAGUGCUUCUGACUUCACCAUUCAUGCCAACUCACUCUUUGUCUCCCUUUUCACACCAGCCAAUGCAGUCAUUGGUCCCUACACUCUGAAGAUGGAGAUCUCUCAGGGCCCUGAGGAUGACGUCUACCUGCCAAGUGAAAUACUGCUGCAGGAGUAUAUCAUGAUGGACUAUGGCUUUGUUUACAAUGGUCAUGAAAGAGUCAUCACCCCCUGGCCCUGGAACUAUGGGCAGUUUGAAGAGGACAUGAUAGAUAUCUGCUUUCAGAUUCUGAACAAGAGCCUGUACUUCUUAGAGAACCCAACCAAAGACUACUCCCAGUGGAACAAUGUGGUGUAUGUCUGCAGGGUGGUGAGCGCCAUGAUCAACAGCAAUGAUGACAGCCGUGUGCUGCAGGGGAGCUGGAGAGAGGACUACUCCCAGGGGGUCAGCCCACUGGAGCGGACGGGCAGCGUGGCCAUCCUGAAUUUCCAUGUCUGGAACGAGUGCUGGAUGAUCCGGAAAGAUCUCCCUCCAGGAUACAACGGGUGGCAGGUUCUGGACCCCACUCCCCAGCAAACCAGCAGUGGGUUGUUCCACUGUGGCCCUGCCUCCGUAAAGGCCAUCAGGGAAGGGAAGGUCCACCUGCCCUACAACACCCCAUUUGUGUAUGCUGAGGUGAACGUCGAUGAAGUCGUUUGGCUGUUGGGGGAUGGCCAGGCCCAGGAACUCCUGGCCCAUAUCAUCAGUUCCAUCAGGAAGGAAAUCAGCACCAAGAUGGUAGGGUCAGACCAGAGCCAGAACAUCACCAGCUCCUACAAGCAGCUAUUCUUUGUGGCUGAGGCUUCGGGAGGGGACCUGGGAGUUGCUGGGUGCCUUGUUUCCAGCAAGAAGUUCAUUGGAUCCUGUGAGGAGCGAUCUGUGUUCAUGAAGGCCUCCUGGAAAAUGCUGGGCCCUUGGAAGGCCUCUUCACCCUUCCUGGACCUGCUGGGGUCUGGGGGCUUUGAGGAUCAGCUGGCACAGCUGCAGCUUUACCUGACCAGAAAGGCUGAGUGGGGCCAGGACCUGCUGCCGAAGCUUAAUGCUGGGAGUCUGGCAGAUAGAGCCCAACCCCAGGGGCCCAUCCGCCUGGUGGUGCAUUUCUGUGCACAGACCCUGCUGCACGACGGUGGCACCUGGGAGCCCCUCUGGAGACAAAUAGUGCACUUGACCCUGGACUUCGGGGAGGAGACACAGUGGCUGCUCUUGCUACCCUACAACAAUUAUAGAAACAAACUGGUGGAUGAAAAGCUGAUCUGUGUGUCUGGCAUCGCCAAGGUGGAGGAGACAGGGAGGUCCAUGCUGGUCCUAAAAGAUAUCUCCCUGGGGCCUCCCCACUUAUCUACUGAGGUGCCCGAGAGGGCCGAGGUGGGCAAGGCCCUGAGAGUCCACAUCACGCUCACCAAUACCCUCUCGGUGGCUUUGAGUCACUGCACAAUGGUUCUGGAGGGCAGUGGCCUCAUCAAUGGGCAGAUAACAAAUGAUUGGUGCCGAAACCCGGGAGGGGUACAAAGCCCCGCGGGUUACCGCGCGGGCCGCUCCUCCCCUCCCCCAGGAGACAACCAGGGAACCUCUCCGAUCCGGCAGAAAACGGGGGAAAGAAUUCGAACUGCUGGCCGAAACCAUGCAGAUCAGGUUCACCUUACCGACAACUCCAUGCCUGUCGGAGCGACUGCCGUACCUGGCACCGAUCCAGACUGGACUUAUCAGGAUGGCCAAGAUGGCCGUCGUAAGCGCGACCUCAUGAUCCAAUGCCUCCUGGCUGGCAUGCAGGCUGCCGCUCAUAAGCCCCGGACUGAUUUCCGAAAGAAAUUAAAACGGGCAGAAGACGGCCCUCAAACCCCUAUUCGAGAUCUGGUAAAGAUGGCCUUUAAAGUCUUCAAUGGCCGAGACGCUGUCUACUUGGACGGUGAACCCCAGAGGCAGGAGUAUGUCAUGAAUGAUUACGGCUUCUAUCAAAGGAACAAGAACUGGAUCUGUCCCUGCCCCUGGAACUAUGGACAGUUGGAAAAGAAUAUCAUAGACAUCUGCCUGGAGCUGCUAGACAAGAGCCUGAACUUCCAGAUUGACCCAGCCACAGACUAGGCCCUGCGGGGCAGCCCCGUCCACGUCAGCAGAGUGGUGUGUGCCAUGAUCAACAGCAACGAUGACCGUGGGGUGCUCAAUGGAGACUGGAGCGAGAAUUACUCAGACGGCAUCAACCCCGUGGAGUGGACGGGCAGCGUGGCCAUCCUAAAGCAGUGGCAUGCCACAGUCUGCCAGCCAGUGUGCUACGGGCAGUGCUGGGUCUUUGCCACUGUCAUGUGCACAGUGAUGAGGUGCCUGGGGAUCCCCACCCAAGUAAUCACCAACUUUGACUCUGGCCACGACACAGACGGAAACCUGAUCGUAGAUGAGUAUUAUGACAACACAGGCAGGACUUUGGAGAGUAAGAAGAAGGACAGUGUCUGGAAUUUCCACGUCUGGAAUGAGUGCUGGAUGGCCCGGAAUGACCUUCCCGGAUACGGAGGCUGGCAGCUGCUGGACGCCACACCUCAGGAGAUGAGCAACAGUGAGGCUCUUGGGAGGACAGGCAGAGCCCACUCCCACAGAAACAGACCCGACUCCACCCGGCCCUGCAGCCACAGCCCACUGAGGCCCCCCUGUUCCCCUUUAGGCCUCUACUGCUACGGCCCUGCCUCCAUCAGUGCCAUCAACGAAGGAGAGGUGGAUCUGAACUAGGACACAGCCUUCGCCUUCUCCAUGGUAAAUGCUGACCGCAUGGCCUGGCUGGUCUUUGGAGGGAAGGAGCAGAAACUUCACCUGGACACCAAUUCUGUUGGCAAUUUUAUCAGCACCAAGAGGAUCCAGAGUGAUGAGCGGGAUGACGUCACGGAAAACUGCAAGUACGGAGAAGGUUCCCUCCAGGAGAGGCAGGUGAUUCUGAAGGCUCUUCAGAAGCUGAAGCCUGGAAGGUCCCAAGGCUCCCUCCAACAAACUUCCAGGUCCAUGCUGCCAAGGGACAGUCCUAGGAGCCUUGCUACGCCUUCCCUUCGGCCCAGUGAUGUUGUCCAGGUCUCCCUGAAAUUCCAGCUGCUCGACCCACCCGACAUGGGCCGGGACAUAAGGUUUGUCCUGCUGGCCCUCAACACGGCGCCCCAGUUCAAGGACCUCAAAGUGAACCUGAGUGCCCAGUCUCUGCUGCAUGAUGGCAGCCCCCUGCCCCCAUUCUGGCAGGACACAGCCUUCAUCACAUUCUCUCCUGAAGAAGCAAAGACCUAUCCCUGCAAAAUCCCCUAUUCCCAGUAUGGCCAGUACCUGUCCACAGACAAGCUGAUCCGCAUCAGUGCCCUGGGUGAAGAGAAGAGCAGUCCCGAGAAGACCGUGGUGAACAAGAUCAUCACCUUAGCCUGUCCCGGCAUCAUGAUUAAUGCUUUAGGAGCAGCCAUUGUGAACCGGCCACUCUUCAUACAGGUGAUAUUUUCAAACCCUCUCUCGGAGCAGGUUGAAGAUUGUGUACUGACUGUGGAAGGAAGUGGUCUCUUUAGGAGACGGCAGAGAGUGCUCAUUGGAGUCCUCAAACCCCAUCACAGAGCCAGCCUCACUCUGGAGACUGUCCCCUUCAAGAGUGGCCAAAGGCAGAUCCAAGCAAAUCUGAGCAGCAACAAGUUUAAAGACAUCAAGGGUUACAGGAACGUCUAUGUAGACUUUGGGUUAUAAAUUCUGGGACAAUGAGGUGGACACGUAGAUGUUAAGCUUCAGGGAAAGAGCAGGUUCAAACGCAAGCUGUGCCAUUCCCCACCCAAACAGAGGCUUCUCUGGGCUCCGACGUGAGCAGCAGAGAGAUGCUGGCAAUGGAUAGUCCCCUGGGCCAUUUGCACAGCUCCCCAGGACUCUGUUAAGGGCCCAGGAAUUCCAUGGUGUCCCGCCCAGAAUUGUGAGAUUGGCCACGCAGUCCAGAAUUGUUGGACUUGGCCAUGAUUUACUGAUCCCCAGAUGUCCAGAAAAGAAGAAGACUGGCUGAGCAGCUCACUGUCACUUUGUCAUUGCAAUGGCUACUUCCCUAGUACCAAUAAACUUCAGCCCUCAUUCUCAUCUUUGUGCCCAUACAGUCAUCACUUCCCCCACAGCAGCUCCCACCUGUUCCCUGGAUUCUGGGAGUCUCCUACUGUUCUACU
Molecule: messenger RNA, 4553 nt
Organism: Orcinus orca (killer whale)
Lineage: Eukaryota; Metazoa; Chordata; Mammalia; Artiodactyla; Delphinidae
Biological process (GO): peptide cross-linking; viral process
Molecular function (GO): protein-glutamine gamma-glutamyltransferase activity
Source: RefSeq, a predicted model, not a curated record